Messenger RNA from Sinocyclocheilus grahami, 2539 nucleotides. RefSeq names its product scavenger receptor class F member 1-like. Gene Ontology annotation, biological process: heterophilic cell-cell adhesion; dendrite development; neuron remodeling. The transcript has 10 exons. NCBI's taxonomy places the organism in Eukaryota, Metazoa, Chordata, Actinopteri, Cypriniformes, Cyprinidae. Gene Ontology annotation, cellular component: membrane. The coding region runs from base 107 to 2509 and encodes 800 amino acids. The record is from RefSeq and is a predicted model, not a curated record. Gene Ontology annotation, molecular function: low-density lipoprotein particle binding; scavenger receptor activity.
UUUGCUAGAGACUGGACUGGAUCUUGUCUGUUCUAGAAGUACAGAACUAACCUGUGCUGGUGCUGUGGUAGAAGAGGGGGUCCGGUUUUGGUCGGUCCGGAGGGGGAUGGACACCUUUCUGACCUCAUUUGGACUGAUGCUCACGUGUGUCCAGUGCUCAGCUCAGAGACUCUCUCCGACCGGGAAAAACGUCUGCCUCAGUGUCGGGGAUUCUUCUCCCAUAUGUUGUUCUGGAUGGGGCCAGAACGGUGAUGAAUGCACUGUCUCCCUCUGUGAGGGAGAAAGGGCCUGUCUGCAGGAUGAAGUGUGUGUUUAUCCUGGACUUUGUCGAUGUAAACCUGGAUUUUACGGGUACCAGUGCAAAACCCCUUGUCCUCCUGAAUUUUGGGGGCCGGAUUGUCGAGAGCUCUGUCCCUGUCACCCUCAUGGGCUCUGUGACCCAGUCACUGGUGAGUGCUUGUGCCUGCCCACCCGCUGGGGCAACCUGUGCCAAAACAGCUGCAAAUGUGGACGUCAUGGGAAAUGUGACCCUGUCUAUGGCAACUGCACCUGUGAGGAGGGCUGGUGGACGUCCACUUGCUCCAAAGCCUGUCAGUGCCACCUUGCCACAUCCACUUGUGACAAAGCCACGGGACGCUGCCUGUGUGACGAAGGCUACUGGGGCCAAAAGUGCAGCCUGCACUGCAACUGCUAUGUGUCCCCUUGCCAGCAGCGCACAGGGUCCUGUCAGUGCCUGCAUGGCUGGUGGGGUCCGUCCUGUGAUCGCCGUUGCAUUUGUAAUCUCAGCAAUGCCGACUGUGAUGUGCAAACUGGAUUUGGGCUUCUCCUUCUCUACAGAUGUGACAAACCCUGCACAGAUGGUACAUACGGAGACGGCUGUCGUUUCCUGUGUAAAACCUGCCAUCAUGGCCACUGUGACCAUGUGACAGGAAGUUGCAUUUGUCUUCCUGGCUUCCAGGGUGAGAGCUGUAACAGCACAUGUCCUCCUAACCUAUAUGGCAUCAACUGCUCCGUGGCAUGCGACUGUGGGAAUCAUGCCUGCCAUCCAGCCACAGGAGCUUGUCCAAACAGUAGCAGGGCAGGUCUCUUAGCAGGGCUUUUGAUUCCCUUGUGCAUUUUAAUUCUUGCCUUGUUGUUCUGCUGCUGCUGUUGUGGGCGGCCCGUCGAAGGGAAGGAAGGAGUAGCGGUUGGAGAUGGCAGUCCUGCGGUUCGCAUGAAGCAUCAUGUUUAUACUGUGCUGGCCAACAUGGGUUCGGCAAUGCCGUGCAUUACUCUUUGGUCGUCUGGUUUGCCUAGGGUUACAGUCUCUCAUCAUGAUCCUGAGCUCACAUUUAACCACAGCUUCAUUGAGCAGCCAUCGUCCAGCUGGGUGACUGAUUCAUUUGAAACUGAUGAUGAAGGAGAGGCCAUCUACUGUGAACCACCCAGGGAAGAUGUUCUUACUGUGGCCGGUGGAGAGCUUCAGGAGCUGAGCUCUAAGUGUAACUUCUUCCCUGACCCAUCAACCUUCAGCAGUGACGACAUGUCACAGGAUUUUGGUAUCCCUCGUACCUCCAGCAUUGCCAAAUCCAAACGUCCUUCAGUCUCUUUUGCAGAGGGCACAAAGUUCAGUCCUAAAGAGCGCCGUAGCUCGACUCAAGACCUGCCUGGUACAAGUCGGAAACCCAAGGCCUGGGGCGUGCUGAUGAUCUCUGCCCUGCAAGGAGGACAGGGAGACCACAGUGAAACAGAAACAGAAAAAGAAGAGAAAAACCAUGAGGAGACCAUCUCCUCUGAGGAGCAAGCAUCUGCAUCUGAAACAACACAAACUGACUCAGAAAGAUACAGUUCUGGCCCACUAAGAACUCACCUCACUGUGCCCAGUGGGAGACAACGUACACUUUCCAAUACCAGGAAAAAUGCCCAACCGUCUGAUAGCGGCCAGGAUACAGAUUCAGAGAAGUUAACAACUGUAUAUGUAACUGUGGGUAAGACCCAAAAGAUGGCCAAGCAAGAGCCCCCCUCAGAAGGGCCUGUUCAGGCGAUGCUGCGCAGACUGGGCAGCCUACAGAGACAAAGAGAGGAGGCCGCCCAGCCCAAAGGAAGGGGGCAGGCGAUCGCCAAGCCACCGCGGAGGAAACUGGCAGUGCGGGCCAGUGCGUGGGAGCAAGCUACAGGGUCAAACCAGUCAGAGGUGGUCAUGAGGAAACCUAGUCGCAGGAAGCUCAACUCCCUCAGCUCUCCCUGCACAGUGGGGGCAACAGACUUUCCUCAGGAGAACUGCACCCCCAAGAGGCCGUUGUCCUCCAUUUUAAAAAGUGUUCCAGAGAGUGAUACACGCCAUAGUUUGGAGGUAGAACAAGACACUGGAGUAGUUUGUGAGCCAGACACUCUGACAGAGCACACUUACGAGACUGUGGCUCCAUCUGAUGGGGUCUCCACAUCUUCAGAGAUUAUUAUUAAUGAGACCGUUGUGGACCAAGCAGAAAAUGAGCCAAAUUAUGAGAAUGUUUAUGUAAAGCAUUCAUAAUAUUCCUGAAUCUUAACGUUUAUGAUUUAA